This is a messenger RNA of Candida dubliniensis CD36, 1176 nucleotides long. RefSeq names its product putative ubiquitin carboxyl hydrolase. Gene Ontology annotation, molecular function: zinc ion binding; cysteine-type deubiquitinase activity. NCBI's taxonomy places the organism in Eukaryota, Fungi, Ascomycota, Pichiomycetes, Serinales, Debaryomycetaceae. The transcript has a single exon. Bases 1 to 1176 code for a protein of 391 amino acids. The record is from RefSeq and is a predicted model, not a curated record. Gene Ontology annotation, biological process: protein deubiquitination.
AUGAGCAAUCCAUUUAGUAAACGCAGACGAAUUGAAGCUGGCGAUGUGAUCAAUCGAGAAGUGCUUGAUUUUGAUUUUGCCAAAGUAUGCCUGCAGACACUUUCGUCAAUUAAUGUUUAUUGUUGUUUAGUGUGUGGCAAGUAUUUUGAAGGGCGAUCUGAGUCAUCACCAGCAUAUAACCACGCCAUAAGCACCAACCAUCAAAAGUAUUUGAGUUUUGAAACAGAAAAGUUUUAUCUUCUUCCUGAAGGUAAGGAGAUACCAUCACAACAAGAUGUCAUUGAUUACCUCAAUCCGAGGUACACACAAAGAGAUAUUGAACUACUUCCAAGGAUCUCGUUUGAUUUGCACACCAAAAAAUACCUUGUUGGAUAUGUUGGAUUGAAUAAUAUUAAGAACAAUGAUUAUGCCAAUGUUGUGGUGCAGGUGCUAGCCCAUAUCGAACCUAUACGGAACCACUAUUUGUUGAUGGCAGAUAACACCAAUUCCGAUUCUUUGAACGGACAUCUUGCUCUUCUUAUACGGAAAAUGUGGUCGCCACACUUGUUCAAGAGCCAUAUUGCGCCACACGAGUUUAUGAAUAGUGUCAUUGAUACAUCGAAGAAGAGGUUUACAUUGGAGAAGGGACAUCCGAAAUUGUUUUUGGUUUGGCUAUUGAAUGGGGUUGAUGGACCAUAUGAGUGUUUAAGAGGGGAAAUAGAGAUCACAACCACGCCGGUGGUGCCACAUGAGGGUAGUGAGAAGGUUGAGUUUGUUAGUUUGGAUACAAAGACUACGCAGCUGAAGUUUUGGUUUCUUUCUGUUGAUGUUCCACUGCAGGUUGAGGAGGUGAGUUUAGUGGAGUUGAUGAGAAAGUAUGAUGGGGAGAGUACGACCCAGGGGAAACAGGAGAUUAGGACGUAUAAGAUUGUGGAGUAUCCGAAGUUUAUGGUUGUUGUGCUUGAGGGGGGAUCUGCCGUAGUAAAGUUUGGAGAAGAAAUGGAUUUAAAUGGGAAAAAGUAUGAGUUGCUCUGCAGUGUGAAGAAGAAUAAGAAGAGUGGUGGGUGGGGAGUUUCGUUGAGAACCCAAACUGGUGGGUGGGUGCUGAUCGAGGAUCUACAGGUGAAAGAGCAAAGUUCGGAGUUGUUGUUUUUAGAUAAGAACUAUAUACUAGUGUGGAGAUUAAGUAACGAAUAA